Molecule: messenger RNA, 1992 nt
Organism: Lentinula edodes (shiitake mushroom)
Lineage: Eukaryota; Fungi; Basidiomycota; Agaricomycetes; Agaricales; Omphalotaceae
Product: cytochrome P450
Exons: 12
Coding region: 289-1554 (421 amino acids)
Molecular function (GO): oxidoreductase activity, acting on paired donors, with incorporation or reduction of molecular oxygen; heme binding; iron ion binding
Source: RefSeq, a predicted model, not a curated record
CCACUCGGCUGGUACUUGGCUUCAAGAAUAGAGCACGCCUCCCUCCUGGUCCUCGAGGGUUGCCCAUCCUGGGGAACGCCCUGCAACUGGCCUCCGUAUCACAAAUAUGGCUCAUGUUUGAUAAAUGGAAGUCUCAAUACGGCCCCAUCAUAUAUCCAUCUGGCAGGUCAACACAUCGUUGUUCUGAACACUAAAGCUGCGGCGUUAGAACUUCUGGAACGCCGAUCCGCAAUUUACUCAGAUCGGCCAAAGAGUAUUGUAGGCGAAUAUGUUGGAACAGCAAUAACAAUGCCCUUCGUAAGAUAUGACAAACGAUGGCAGCGAAUGCGCCGCGCAGCUCAUGCAGUUCUGAAUGUUCGCGCUAGUGCACAAUAUCAACCUGUUCAAAUUGAAGAAGCUGUUAUUUUUGCACACAAAUUGCUGUAUGACACGUCUACCCCGUUGUUCACAAAGAUAGCCAGAUCGGCUUCUACUAUGAUUUCGGUCAUAUAUGGUAAACAGCUUUUAGAAUCCUCCGAGAAGUCAAAGCAAUCAGAUGCGCUCACGGAAAAGCAUUCAUCCGAAACUUCCGGUCCUUCUUCAGACCCACUUCAUGCUCUUCUGGACACUGUGCAUACAUUCACCAACGCUCUGGCUCCGGGCUCCCAUCUAGUGGAAUUCCUACCAAUAUUAGAUUAUCUUCCUACGGCAAUGGCAAGAUGGAAACGAAAUGCCAAACGCGACUUUCAACAAACCGCAAGUGUAUAUGAAAGUUAUUACAAUUUGACAGUUAAUUCUAGUAAUCCGCAACCCAACCUUUGCAUGAGCCUUGCAGAAAAUGAGGUUGCGGGUGAGUUGACUGCAGUUGAGAAGGUUUGGGUGACUGGGGCAAUCUCUGCUGCUUCUCUCGACACUACCACUGUCACCUUAUCGUACUUUCUGUACGCCAUGAGCCUUUACCCCAAAGUGCAGGAGCGUGCACAAAAUCUAUUGGACGAGGUUGUAGGGAGGUCAAGGAUGCCAAAUUUUGAUGAUAUGAAACAGCUUCCAUACAUCAGGGCAAUUGUCAAAGAGGUUCUGAGAUGGCAGCCUGUAACACCCUUGGCUAUACCACAUGCUGCGAUGGAGGACGAUUGGUACGAGGGUUAUUUCAUACCCAAAGGAACCAUCGUAUUCCCCAACGUAUGGUCAAUGAACCGCGACCAAGAGACAUACGGUCCAGAUGCUGAUCAAUUUUCGCCUGAGCGUUUCAUCCAAAAAUCGGAAACGGGAAACGGAUUUGUACUUUGUCCUGAAUUCGAAAAUAAUGAUGGUCAUUUCAGCUAUGGAUUUGGAAGGCGGGUAUGUGUUGGACGACACGUUGCUGAGAACUCGCUGUUCAUCACUGCAUGCACGAUUUUGUGGGCACUACACAUCGAGCCCAAGGCCGUUACUACUCCAAUGUCUAAACAUGGAGCAGCUCAAGAUAUAUUAAAUUCCACACCAGAUUUCGAUUGUCAUUUCUCUCUUCGGUUUCCAGAAGUAGAAGAUAUUCUCCAGGAUACACUGGCAGGAAGCAAUGUGUCAGUGUCCUGAUCAUAUAUGUUUUUCCUCAUAAGUAGGCUUAAGUAGGUAAGUAGAAACCAACAACUUGAAAGUAAUGAAUCAUGUACGAUAUCAGUGAGACCGGGAAAACUUUUGCUGAACCCAUAAUCCAAAUCAUCGGUCUCUGCUUUGAAUCUCUCCGGGAAAAAUAACAUGUAUAGUCAUACAGACCCACCCUGCUACACUCUAUCUGCCUGCAAUGCUCUUCCAGGUUGAGACUAUGCUGCACUACAUUACACUUCACCUUUUGUAGCCUUUUGUCUCUCACCCUUAUACACAUCCCAAUUUUGGGCGACAAACACGACACUCUACAUCCAUGACGACAACGGCGGGGUUGAACACCGUUGAAGAGCUUCGGAACGUCGAGUAUUUUUUCUGUCUCAUUAUUAAAUUCGCACAAAGCGAAUCAAGCUGAACGUGGGACUAGGA